UAGCUCAGAAGGCUGAUGUUGAGAGCCUGCCUGGGAUCCAUCCAUCCAUCCUUUGACCCCGAAGCUGCUGUACUCGUGACCAGCUCUUUUGAUAAUUCGCCUCCUUCCGUGCAAGCCACGGUUCUGUGGAAGGAGAUCCCGGGCCCGGCCAGUUCAGGGGCUUCUGAAAGGAAGCAACCGCGGUCAGGAAAAGUUUCCUGGCUGACAAACGGGUGGCCUGUUGGAAAGCCACCGUCAGACGGGAGGCGAGCCCCGGCUGGCCCCGGCUGGCCGUGGGACGCGUCCCCCCCCCGGGGAGCAGGGAAGCGCAGCCCAUUGUCCGCGGCCCCUCUCCUCCGCGUGUUGCCAUGGCAGAUUCUCCGCCAGAGAAGGCUCCGCCGGGGAGCCCAGUGCUCAUGCUCAGAAGAGCAUCUGUGCAGGAGGGCUCCGUUCGCAGCGGCCAUUCACACAGACCGUCGCACAGGCAGCGCCAGCGAGCAGGAGGAAGACUCAACUAAGAAGAUGCCGAAGACUUGCCUAAGCAGAGGGGUCAUUUUAGUGCCUUUAAUUCUUGUCGUUGGGCUUAUUUCUACAAAGCUGGCGAAGGGUGAAGAAGAAUCCGGAACAGCAAUUCCUGCUGAAAGUCGUCCCUGUGUUGACUGUCAUGCAUUUGAAUUCAUGCAGAGAGCGCUGCAAGAUUUAAAGAAGACAGCAUAUAAUUUAGAUACACGGACGGAAACCUUGCUUUUCAAAGUGGAGAAAAGAACUCUGUGUGACUGCUUACCUGCGAACGCCUUGAACUGAAUGCCGGGGGUCCACUCUUUGGUUUCAAAAUGCCACUCUUAAUGUAGACAGAGUUGUGAAAUUAGUGGCCGCCAGCACGUCAGCUGAAACCAGGCUGGGGGCGGGGGGGCGGGGGGGGGAUUUGGGGGUGAGGUUGCUGUGUGUCUGCCGCCUGGCGGCUUUUACAAAUCUCUAGUUUUUUCCCCAUGUUACUGUUAGCAUGAACACUGAGGUAUUUUCAAGAGCCAGAAGGGAUUUAUUUUGUUAAAUUUAUAUCCUGUCCUUUCCCCAUAGGGCUCAGUUAUGAUUUGGUGUAAAAUAAAUUCAAACAAUAUUUUGGAAUGCUCAGCUGUUUUAACUUUACAUUUCUGUCUGGACUGGGAGGGGUGGUACACCUAUGAUCAAAAUACCUCCUUCAGCACCCACACUUCAUUUCUUCAGUGUUUACAGGAAUAAUAGCUAGAUUUCACUAGCAUCUUAAAAGUUAACAAGAUUUUCAGAGUCCAAGCUUUCAAACUGUUUAAGGAUCUCUCAAAAGCUGACUCCCCAAAAAUCCUGCUGGUCUUUCUAAAGUGCUCCUUGGCUUGAAUCUAACUCUUCUACUGCAGACCAACAACACAGCAACCCUCUGAAACGACCAACACAGAAAUAAUCCUAUGUUAUUUGAAGUAUACGAAGAACAGCACAAUGUCACAAACUUACAAGUAAACCAGUCAACCAUUCACUGAUGCAAGAUUUUCUAUCACAUUUUGUCUGCAUUAGAACCACAUUUGGUUAAGUUUUACCAGCACUCCUGAACUGUGAUUCUAAAUUUUGUUUUUUACCCUUUUGAUGUAUUUUAUUUUGUCUCUGCUGUAAAAGCUGCCUUGAGCUCCAUUAGGAAGAAAGGCACCUAAUCAAUGUUUUAAAUGAAUAAAAAUACUUAAUGAAACAAA
Molecule: messenger RNA, 1697 nt
Organism: Sphaerodactylus townsendi
Lineage: Eukaryota; Metazoa; Chordata; Lepidosauria; Squamata; Sphaerodactylidae
Gene: NICOL1
Product: linkage group 07 C4orf48 homolog
Exons: 4
Coding region: 16-783 (255 amino acids)
Source: RefSeq, a predicted model, not a curated record